Messenger RNA from Aspergillus eucalypticola CBS 122712, 1217 nucleotides. RefSeq names its product putative alpha-1,6-mannosyltransferase subunit (Hoc1) (gene och4). The transcript has a single exon. The coding region runs from base 294 to 1217 and encodes 307 amino acids. Gene Ontology annotation, cellular component: mannan polymerase complex. Lineage: Eukaryota; Fungi; Ascomycota; Eurotiomycetes; Eurotiales; Aspergillaceae. The record is from RefSeq and is a predicted model, not a curated record. Gene Ontology annotation, molecular function: alpha-1,6-mannosyltransferase activity. Gene Ontology annotation, biological process: protein N-linked glycosylation.
CUAAAUGCAACGGAUUUAACUCAUCCCCACGCCAACCCUCGCCUCCGUCUCUCUUUCUCGCUCUCUCUCAUAUGCGCGCAGACAAAGUGCAUCCUUUCCGCAACAUGCCGGGUGGGUCGCUGUCCCACUGAGGAAGAACUAUUCAAGACUUUAAAUAGUCCCCAUGGUCCAACGCAAGAGAAUCGGUCAUGAAAGCUUUUCCCCCACUUGUCAGGCCAUGUCUCGCCGAUGUGCUGAUUGACAAAGGCGUGGUUACCGGUCCAGCGUUAUAGCUCGCAUUUCCAGCCCUGCCAAUGCGGCGUCGCUGCCUGUGGGUUACCCAGGCAAUCGUCCUGCUUGGCCUGCUCGCUGCAUUUUACCUCACACAAUCACAGUCCCAGGCGCUUCUACAGCAAGACCCUGUCACUAUCAACCCUCUCAAGGUUGCCAUUCCACAGACAGUCCACCAACUCUUCAUCUCGACAUCAGGAUCCCGCGGAUCCGGCUUCUAUCCGGACAGACAUAGCAUCUCGUGGCUCCAAUCAGGAUGGAAAGUCGAGUACUGGAGGGAGACUUCCUGCUACGAACUUGCGCAGGAACUCGAUGAUACUGGGUCAUACGCAGCCACAUUCCAAGCCCUACCCGCUCCUAUCCUGAAAUCCGACUUUUGCCGCUACUUGAUCUUAUUCGGGCGGGGUGGGAUUUACAAUGACCUCGAUGUCCACCUCCUCCACCCGUUGCCGUGGCCAAUCAUGGGUGCAGUCAAAGAUGGUGUUGAUGAACCACCCGCUGUGAUUGUGGGCCUGGAGGGCGAUGCCGCCACAACUGGCCUGCCCCGAUCUCCGCAGUUUGUUCAGUGGACCAUGGCAUCCGUUCCUGGUCACCCCAUCUUUCGUGACGUGUUGCAGUCCAUUACUGACCGCACAGCCCACUAUAUCUCCACUCAGACUGCAGAGGCUGAUGCGGACAUCGACGUGAUGAGCUGGACUGGUCCCAGUGCGUGGACAGAUGCGGUGCUGGGAUAUCUACAGUGCGAUGACGAGCAGAUUCAGCAGCUCCGCGAUCUCCACGAGGUGGUUCGCGUUCGCGACGUAAUCAUCCUUCCACGACGAUCCUUUGCUGUCCUCCAGGGCGAAGAUCAGACUUCACCAGAUGUACUGGUUAAGCAUUAUUUCUCGGGAAGCUGGAAGACAUGUGCUCGAGAAUGGCUUCGCUGGCUGUGGCCGCGGGGUUGUUAA